This is a messenger RNA of Pleurotus ostreatus (oyster mushroom), 1755 nucleotides long. RefSeq lists its product as uncharacterized. The coding region runs from base 1 to 1755 and encodes 584 amino acids. Lineage: Eukaryota; Fungi; Basidiomycota; Agaricomycetes; Agaricales; Pleurotaceae. The transcript has a single exon. The record is from RefSeq and is a predicted model, not a curated record.
AUGAUACCCUUCAAACUCGCAAAUCAGCAUCGCGAGGUCGGCUCGCCCUCUGUGAACCUGGAAAAGGGCCGGUACCGAAUGCGGGGACCUAUGCCCAGCACCCCGACGCGUAGCGGAAGUUCCAGUACAGGCGAUGCGGGACAGCCGAUCAGGCGAAAACGCAGCCAGUCGACUCAGAACAUGGCCAUGUCGACGUGCAUGGCCACGAUCGUCGUCCUUCUGGUCGCAGCUUGCCUGACCUCGUUCGGCUUCGCCUACUACCUAUUUACUACGAGGUGGGAUCAAGCAACACUCUCAGACGCGUACACUCCAGCUAACCGUCUCGCUUCGACCCCUCCGCACUCCCCGCUCCUUCCUCUUCAAGUCGUCCAAUUUGAGCCUGAGGCUUCGGACCUAGACGCGUACACUACACGUAGCGACCCACACGAAAAGUUUCUGUCAUACCUCCCUCAUAGUGGAUAUCAUAAUCAACGCAUUGCACUCGAAAAUGCCCUAAUUCUUGCACGUCUACUGAAUCGUACCCUUCUGCUCCCUCCUGCAAGGCUCGGAAAACGCGUCAUUCAUUACAUGAGAUACGACCUUCUACGAAGAGCGCUUGGUCUACAGGGAAAGGAAGGCCUUGAACACUGUGCCAGGACGUUUCGCUUCACCCCUCCGGAAUGCUACGGCUACUUCGACUAUACACUCGUGCCCUGGGACUGGCUUGUCAACUUUACCGCGAUCCGUAACUCUCAACAACUGCUUCAGCGCUGGAAUAUGACACAUGCAUGGCUGUCCGAUAACCUUGGUAUCAACGUAGGCCAUCCCGAUGUAUAUGGUGAUGGGAAGGACGUCUAUACACUUACCGACACGGAUCCGUAUCAAUACGUGUUUCUCGACACGGAUAUGUCUAUGUCAGAAGCCAACAAAAAGUCCACAAAAUAUAAAGAAAGCAUACGUAUCGACGCGCUGGCUCGGGAUACCUCCGAUAAACGUCUACUACAGCUUGGAACACUCUUUGGCUCUGCGCGGUUGAGGCUGCGUCCUUCAACUCUCAAACUUCGAAGUGACAUUCGUAAAUCUAUGAUCCCUACUAUUCCCCAGAUCGAACAGGUAUCAAAUGAGAUCAAGCGCCACUUGUUGACGCUGUCACAAGAAAUGGGUAUUGACGACUACAUCGGCGCCCAUAUACGCCUGGGCGACGGCAAGUUCUUGGAGCAGAGUAAAUCAAAUAUCCGGACUAUCUGCCAUGACAUGGUUCGGCUCGUCCUUGGCUUUACGGAUGAUGACGACGAGGACGGACUGCAGACUUUCCUCGCCGACCUUCACAACUUUCAUGAGACGCGAAAUGAACUUACGACACCGAAGACAAAUGGACAAGCCGGCAAGCUUCAGUGCUGGUUACCAAAGUACACAUCACAGCGUUUUGCUCCCCUCAAUACUCCUAUCUUCGUUUCCACCGACGCGCAGAAUCCCCGUCAGGACACCGUCAUAAGUUACCUGCUGCAGACUUUCCCUUGUACUUUCUUCCUAAACGAUUUCAUACCCACAUCGCAAGAACACGCCCCGCCCCUGGUUACUAUCAACGACACGCUGAAUCUUGUUAGUGGGUAUGACGGCACACCCUUGAGAGAUCACCUCCUCCCAUUCGUUGACGCCAUCGUCGUAGGCAAAGCUUGGAAAGCUGUGGGGACAGAGGGGAGCACGUUCAGCCGUUUCAUUCUCGAUGUGCUAUGGAGAGUGUAUCAUGGGUUGGAGAUAGUACAGCGUGGUUGA